Molecule: messenger RNA, 1783 nt
Organism: Ceutorhynchus assimilis (cabbage seed weevil)
Lineage: Eukaryota; Metazoa; Arthropoda; Insecta; Coleoptera; Curculionidae
Source: the annotation of a GenBank genome assembly
UCCCUCCAAACCAACGGUCGUCAUCUCAUCGUCCAUUAUUCAUUUCCUUCCCGUUUGUUAUUCUUUUUCUACCUUUUGUGCUACUGUUUCCACAAAUUAUUUUUAAUAUCAUAUAAACUUGAAUAGGGGCUAGUGAAAAUCGAAAAUGUCUAAACAGCGAAAAACGCAGGAGCUAGUAGAGAAGCACAUGAAAACCAUCACAAUCCCUCCAAUACCAGGUCUGGAGAACAGUACCAAGGAAUUGGUAACGAAGAUGAUCGAUCAUCCUGCUUUCAACAAUCCAAACUAUAAGUGGAGCCUGGAUGACUUUGAAUUAGGAAAACGCCUGGGAAGGGGUAAAUUUGGCAGAGUAUUUUUGGCGCGUGACAGGCGCAGUGGAUUUGUAGUGGCCUUAAAAACACUAUUGAAAAAGGAAAUUGUGCUGGGACGCGUCGAAAGACAAGUACUGAGGGAAAUUGAAAUCCAGAGCCACUUGAAACAUCCCAACAUACUCCAGCUACUAUGCUGGUUCCACGAUUCUCACAGAAUUUACUUGGUCUUGGAAUAUGCUGGAAAAGGAGAGUUAUACAACCAUUUGAAAAAUGCUACCAAUAGUAGAUUUGAUAAUCUCGUAUCUGCAAAAUAUGUUUAUCAAGUUGCUGAUGCUCUGGAUUAUUGCCAUCAAAACCAGGUUAUUCAUAGAGAUAUCAAACCUGAAAACUUGCUUCUGACUAUUAAUGAUGAUGUUAAGUUGGCCGAUUUCGGUUGGUCUGUUCACUCUCCUUCAAUGAAAAGAAACACUAUGUGUGGUACUUUGGAUUACUUACCACCAGAAAUGGUUGACAGCAAAGAUUAUAGACAUCAAGUUGAUAAUUGGUGUUUGGGAAUUUUAUGCUAUGAAUUUUUGCAUGGUUACCCUCCGUUUGAAGCCAAUGAGGCAGAGGAAACUUAUAAACGAAUUAGAAUGAGAGAUUUGCAUUUUGGUGAACACAUUAGUGACAAUGCCAAAGAUUUUAUUUCGAACUUGGUCGUCAUUAAAGGUGACAAAAGGAUGUCUUUGAAAGAGGCUAUGAAGCAUCCAUGGAUCAUGGAGAACUAUGUUAACCGUAAAAAAGGUAAAAAAUAAGGCCACCCUUUAAAUCGGAGUCAAUUGGAUAUUUUUUAAUUUUUGAUUUUCCAAAACGACUCUGACUUAUAACUUUUUCGUUGAAUAGGUUUAAGUUUUUAGUUUGUAGUUUUUUCAUAUUACUUUUCCUAUGGCAGAAAAAAUAAGCCUCACUACAAAUAAUCAUAGUAAAUUAGAUUGAUUUAAAAUGUUUUCCAAACAUCUAAUUUUCUCUGAUUAUUUUGUAAUUUUAGAAUAUAACUUUUAUUUAGUUUGAAUUUUGUAUGUAUUUUGUUACUUUUGCAGUUAUGUUUUUGAAAUUGGAAUUUUCUAUUUAUUUUGUUAUUAUUUGAGAAUUUUUGAUUUUCCAAGUGGCUUUGACUUAUUAUAACAUGUUUUGCCGAAUAGAUUUAAAUUAGUCUUAGGUUUGUAUUCUUUUAUAUUACUGUUCCUAUGGCAGAAAAAUGAAGCCACACUACAAAUAAUUAUAGUCGACUAGAUUCAUAAAUGGUUUUCAAAAAUCUAAUUUUCUCCGAUUAAUUCGUGUUUUUUUUUUUAUUAGAAUGUGUUUAUUUUUUUACUUUGAAUUUUCUAUGUAUUUUGUGUGUUACUGUUACGACUAUGAAUGUAGGUACUCUACAUAUUUUAGAAUUUAUUUUUUUUACAAACAGUGAUAAAUAAAAUUAUAUAUUUGUGCAA